Kickxella alabastrina is the source of this 1089-nucleotide messenger RNA. Its product is annotated as peroxisome membrane protein. Gene Ontology annotation, biological process: peroxisome organization. The record is from RefSeq and is a predicted model, not a curated record. Gene Ontology annotation, cellular component: peroxisomal membrane. NCBI's taxonomy places the organism in Eukaryota, Fungi, Kickxellomycota, Kickxellomycetes, Kickxellales, Kickxellaceae. The transcript has a single exon. Bases 1 to 1089 code for a protein of 362 amino acids.
AUGCUCGAAAGGUACGCUCGGUUCGUCGUCAACAACGCGGCGCAGGUCAGUUCGAUCGAAAACGGGCUACGCACGCUCACAUACAUCCUGCCCGGGCGGUUCGCCGACGCCGAGGUGGCCUCCGAGGCCGUCUACACUCUGGUCAACUUCAUCGGCACCUACCACGAUGGGCUCCUAGGCAAAGCGGCCAAAAGGGGGCUCCUCGUCGACAAGCAGGGCCGCCCGGUGGACAUAGAGGUGUCGGCAUUUAACCGGUACCACGGCAAACAGGCGCAGCGGUCGGACAUUUACCGGGUCGCGGCUCUACUUCUAAGCGCCCUGCAGUUUAGCGAGAAGCUGGUCGAGAUGGUGGUGGCCAAAAGGCUGGGCGAGCGGGCUCGGUGGAGGUCAGUCACUUGGAUUGAGAUAGUGAAGGCAGCGCUGCGCAUGGUUCUGCUGCAGAUUAGCGGCAGGCGCAUGGUGACCGGCAGCGUUGUGCAGGAGCGGAUGGUGGAUCCUGGGCAGCUAGGCUCGCUGCGGAAGGGCCAGAAGCAGCCGGCGGCGCUGCAGGGCCAGUGGAGGGGCGGCCGCAGCGGGGUCAGGUUCUCGGGCGUGCGCGACAUACUGUCAAAGUCCGAGGGCUCAGCCAGCCUGGGCGGCAUCGUCACCGAUGCCGUGCGCCAUGCUGAGAACGUCGCCCCCAUGGGCGCGCUCGUCAAGCCCUAUGGCGCAUGCGGAAUGGCCGGCGAGCUUCUGUUUAUUCUGCGGCCGCUCCUGUACGUGCUGGCCAUGCGCAGGCUGGGCGCGCGCUCGUGGCGGCCGUGGGCAGGGUCUCUGGCCGCGGAGCUUGUCAGCCGGUGGCUGGUUGCGCGCGACUUGGGCGCGUCGGCCGGGGAGCGGUCUGUGGAGCACGACGAGGUCAGCCGCCGAAAAUGGCUGUUCUUGUAUUACCUGCUGCGGUCGCCCUUCUUCGACCGCUUCACCCGGGGGCGGCUGGAGCGCGUGGCCAACUGGUGCAGCAACAAGCCGCUGCUCAGCCUGGUCGGCUCCCUGAUCCAGGACUACCAGCCACUCUGGAAGCAGUACUACUUUUACACCGCAGCGUCAUAA